This is a messenger RNA of Capsicum annuum, 2855 nucleotides long. RefSeq names its product F-box/kelch-repeat protein At1g74510. NCBI's taxonomy places the organism in Eukaryota, Viridiplantae, Streptophyta, Magnoliopsida, Solanales, Solanaceae. Gene Ontology annotation, cellular component: nucleus. Bases 1239 to 2564 code for a protein of 441 amino acids. The transcript is spliced from 2 exons. The record is from RefSeq and is a predicted model, not a curated record. Gene Ontology annotation, molecular function: protein binding.
AUUCUAUAUGAUUGCUAUUAGGUCUAUUUGGUGUUUUCUAGGUAGAAUCAUUUGUUGUUUUUUUUUUUUCUUUUUUCAAUUGAGUAAGAUGAUUUUUUUUAAUUUUUUUUUCUGUUGUAACUGUGAAACUUUCUAUCAGGAUAAGGAUAAUUUGCCUCAAGUAAUUUAUCUUGGAGUUAAAAGAUUCGUCAUCUAUAGAUAUGACACAGGGAAGACAAAUUUUUUUACCACAAAGUUAUUGGUACCUGUUGUUGGUGUGAGGUGACGGUGUGUUAAAAUUAGUCUAUUCAAGAAAAAAAAAGAAUUAACUUGCUGAUGCCACUUUUAAACCCUUCUUUGUUUGAGAUUUCAAGUUAAAUUUAUUAAAAAAUCUAGUUUUCUUUUCGAAAGUGAAGGGGAAAAAGUGCUCAGGUUAUCAGCUGUUUAAUUCAAAUUUACGGACGAUAUAAUCAUUGUUCACAACUUUCAAAGUAAGGAUUUUUUUAGUAAUUUUGUGUUCUAAAGAUUGUUGCUUUCUUGGUGAUUCUUUAAAAUUGAUUGGAGGCAGCAGGAGGAUUUUUUUAAAGUAAUUUUGUGUUCUAAAAAUUGUUGCUUUAUUGAUGAUUCUUUAAAAUUGUUUGGAGGCAGCAGGGGGAUUUUUUUAAGUAAUUUUGUGUUCUAAAAAUUGUUGCUUUAUUGAUGAUUCUUUAAAAUUGUUUGGAGGCAGCAGGUGGCUAAUCAAUUGGCUUGAAUAGUUUACUUGCAACUUGCAAGAAAAUCAAAUGAAGUUUAUCAUUUAUUUGUAAGUUGUGAGAACUUUCAAGUACUUGCACAAACUGCAAAGUGGGAAGUGAUUAGCUAGAGAAAGUUUUAAUUCAUAAAAUUAUGUUGAUAAAGACAUCAUCUUUUCUGUGUUAUGUGCUUGCAUUGUGAAUUGUUGAGUUAAAUACUUCUGAGUCAUGGAGGAUAUAUGUUGCCUGAAUCCAAACUGUGGACAAUCCAAUGCGUGAAGUAGUUGUUACAUUGAGGAAAAAAAGAGGAAAAUGAGGAGGAGGACAAAAAUUAAUUGGUUUUGUUUGGUGAGGAUAUAAUUGCCAAAGUAGCGAAAGGAUUCCCAUGGAAGCAUCUUGCGUCACAUGUUUGGAAACAUUUCCCAUAAAAAACUGGUUGUAGCGAUUACAAGUGUUUGCACAACAAGAGAACUUGUGAAAGGUUAGGUGUGAUUUUCUGACCAGUAACCACUGUGCAUAUCAAGCAUCAUGUUGGAGGGAUCGAAUCAUGUUUCAAGGGAUUUGCCUUGCGUGUGCGAGCAAGCGAGCAAAUGGAUAUACUAUGCUUUCCAUGUCAUUGAACAGUCGAAGGGAAAGCGCCCUUUGGAGGAUGUAGCAGACAUUGGUUGGAGAAAGUCAUCCAAGCUGCUUGAUGCCCAAGAGAAGGAGGAAGCUGCGAGGUGCCUUCAUAAUCUUUCACUCUGUCAAGAGGAACACUCAGAUAAGCAGCAUGAUAGUGGCACUCGCUCUGAUUCAAGCUCUUUAAUCCACCAAAUUGGGCGAGACCUUUCAGUAAAUUGCCUGGUUCGUUGCUCAAGGUCAGAUUAUGGGUCAAUUGCUUCUUUGAACCGGAGCUUUAGGUCUUUAAUUCAGAGUGGAGAACUGUAUAAGCUCAGGAGACAGAUGGGUAUUGUAGAACAUUGGGUUUAUUUCUCGUGCAACCUUCUUGAGUGGGAAGCUUUUGAUCCCAUUCGCUGUAGGUGGAUGCAUUUGCCAGCAAUGACAUCAAAUAAUUGCUUCAUGUGUUCUGACAAGGAAUCGCUGGCGGUUGGUACUGAACUUCUUGUCUUUGGAAAGGAAAUUGAGUCCCAUGUUAUCUACAAAUACAGCAUCGUGACCAACUCAUGGUCAUCUGGGAUGAAGACAAAUACACCUAGGUGCCUCUUCGGCUCUGGAAGUCUUGGGGAAAUUGCAAUCGUAGCAGGCGGUUGUGACUCAAGGGGCAAUGUACUAAGCUCUGCAGAGCUUUAUAAUUCUGAAACAGGAACAUGGGAGGCUCUGCCGAGCAUGCAUGAACCAAGAAAAUUGUGUUCUGGAGUAUUCAUGGAUGGGAAGUUCUAUAUAAUUGGUGGGGUUGGUGUUGGCAAUUCAAAUGUACUUACUUGUGGCGAAGUGUAUGAUUUCAAAGCAAGGUCUUGGGCUCUGGUACCUGAUAUGUUCCCAGCACGUAACAGAGGAGCUGGAGCUAAUGAUGCUCCUGCAAUAGCUCAGGCACCUCCACUCUUAGCAGUUGUAAAGAAUGAGUUAUAUGCUGCUUAUUAUGCUGAAAAUGAAGUUUGGAAGUAUGAUAAGAGAAGAAACUUAUGGAUUACUAUAGGAAGAUUGCCCGAGCAGGCGACCUCUAUGAAUGGUUGGGGGCUAGCAUUUAGGGCAUGUGGAGAUCAGCUCAUAGUUAUUGGAGGACCUAGGUCAUUAAAUGGGCGAUUCAUUGAGAUUAAUUCUUGGGAACCUACAGAAGGCGAACCAAAUUGGAAUUUGUUGGGGAGAAAACAUUCAGGAAGUUUUGUCUAUAAUUGUGCAGUGAUGGGUUGCUAAGGUGUCUUAGUUUGGAUAGGAGGACCGAAAUCUGUAUGAUCUCCUCUCUGCAUUUAGAUUCUCAAACUCACUUGCUUACGUUUGAUCUUUUGCUGCCAAUUUGUAUCUUUGUCAAUUGGUUAACGUGAAAAAUUCAUGAUGUGUAGAAGUGACAUACAGCAAUAAGUUGAAACAGAGGUAAGGUUCUAGUUUGCCAUGAAGAUUUGAAAAAUAGGACUGAAAACAUAAGCGGAACAGCGUUGUAAAUUGAUAAUUUAAAUUUCAUUUAUAUUUUAGUUUUUCGUUCUUCCA